This is a messenger RNA of Limanda limanda (common dab), 918 nucleotides long. RefSeq names its product odorant receptor 131-2-like. Gene Ontology annotation, biological process: G protein-coupled receptor signaling pathway. Gene Ontology annotation, cellular component: membrane. Gene Ontology annotation, molecular function: G protein-coupled receptor activity. Bases 1 to 918 code for a protein of 305 amino acids. Lineage: Eukaryota; Metazoa; Chordata; Actinopteri; Pleuronectiformes; Pleuronectidae. The transcript has 2 exons. The record is from RefSeq and is a predicted model, not a curated record.
AUGAACUUGUCAACCGCCAACGUGACCGUGGUCAUCGAGUACAGAGACUCCUUCACCAAAGCUGUGGCCAAGAAUGUGAUUGUUGUGGUUCUCGGCAUCUCCAUCAACUACAUCAAUGCAGGUCUCAUUCACACCUUCUGCAAACACCAGAUCUUCUACAUGAAUCCUCGCUACAUCCUUUUCAUUCACCUGGUCGUUAAUGACAUGAUCCAAAUGACGCUGACCGUCACCCUGUUUGUUAUCAGCUACACCAUCUACAAAUUCAGCGUCUCCAUCUGCUGCACCUUCAUCCUGAUUGCUCUGUUUACCACUGAAAACACCCCUCUGAACCUGGCCUGCAUGGCGGUCGAGUGCUACGUCGCCAUCAGGCUCCCUCUUCGCCACAUGCAGAUCUGCACCGUCAGGAGGACUUUGAUGCUGAUUGGUUUAAUCUGGGCGACCAGCAUGAUGUCAGUUCUUCCUGAUCUUUUCAUCACCUUGGCCACAGAGCCAGUGGACUUCUUCCACUCCAGGGUGUUCUGCCUCAGGGAAACCGCCUUUCGAAAUCCCCACAUCAUCAAGAAAAGGGACACCACUUAUAUUAUUUAUCUAGUCAUAGUUUGGCUCAUCAUCUUUUACACCUACUUCAGAAUAAUGUUCACUGCUAAAACAGCUAGCAAAGAUGCUAAGAAAGCCAGAAACACAAUUCUCCUCCACGGAUUUCAGGUCCUGCUGUGUAUGGCCACGUACGUAGAGGCACUGUUAAAACAGGCUCUCCGGCAAUGGUUUCCUAAGAAUUACACUGACUGCCUCUUUGCUACUUAUAUCAUAGUCCAGAUUCUGCCCCGGUCCAUCAGUCCAAUCAUCUACGGCGUACGAGACAAAACGUUCAGGAGGUAUCUGAAGAGGUAUCUGUUGUGUAAAGUUAGUACAACCUAA